Spirodela intermedia is the source of this 159-nucleotide messenger RNA. Lineage: Eukaryota; Viridiplantae; Streptophyta; Magnoliopsida; Alismatales; Araceae. The record is from the annotation of a GenBank genome assembly.
AUGCCUUUUUUAAUUUACCAGCUAAUCAUUUCUCAGAGUUUACACAAGGAAGUUUAUCUUCUUUGUGUUCAUGGUCUUUCUCAUGUUCCUUGCACAGUCUGUGAGCUCGUUUGUAAACUGAUUUAUGAGGUGCCAUUUUUUGGAAGCUUGGCUCGUUGA